CAAUGGGGGGCUAUCAGCGAUGACUUCUGGACGAAGUGGGAUUACCCCAAUUGUAUUGGAGCAAUUGAUGGCAAGCACGUCCGCGUCAAAGCGCCAGCCAACAGUGGCAGUACCUUUUUCAACUAUAAAGGUUAUUUUAGCUUUAUUUUGAUGGCUGUCUGUGAUGCCAAUUACCGCUUCACCUUCAUCGACAUCGGAGCCUUCGGCAGGGAAAGUGAUGCUGGGGUCUUUGGUCGGACGGAGUUUGGAGCGCAGCUCAUUCAGGGACAACUCCCUCUGCCGCCACACGCGCCUCUGCCUGGGACAGAUGUGCUGACACCGCCUGUUUUUGUUGCGGAUGAGGCCUUCCCCCAGAAGGUCAACAUCAUGCGCCCAUACCCAGGAUCUCAACAACUGUCUCAGGACCAGAAGGUGUACAAUUACCGGCACUCAAGGGCAAGGCGGGUCAUUGAAAAUGCCUUUGGCAUCCUUGCUGCCAGGUGGCGAAUACUGGGAAGGGCUAUGGAGUGUUCCAUUGACACAGCUGAGGAUGUCACGAAGGCUUGUGUGGCUCUCCACAACUUUUUAUCAAAAGGAGACCAAUCCCUGCCUGAACAAAACCGCUACAUACCCCCAGGAAUGGUCGACGGGGAUGGUGCACCUGGAGAAUGGCGACAGGUGGUCCAGGGAGACACCAACCUUAUUCGCACCCGACGCAUCACAGCCGCAAGAGCCAACCAGGAUGGCAUGGCUGUCAGGGAACUCUUCAAAGAGUACUUUCAGACAGAGCCAGGCAGGAUUGACUGGCAGGACAGGCAUGUCAGACGUGGCACGCUGCAUGAAGAUGUUUGAUUUAAUGUAUGUGUUACUGUCAGGGACAGUCUGUUUUUUGUUUGAAU
Messenger RNA from Gadus macrocephalus (Pacific cod), 878 nucleotides. RefSeq lists its product as uncharacterized. The transcript is spliced from 2 exons. Bases 151 to 831 code for a protein of 226 amino acids. NCBI's taxonomy places the organism in Eukaryota, Metazoa, Chordata, Actinopteri, Gadiformes, Gadidae. The record is from RefSeq and is a predicted model, not a curated record.